Messenger RNA from Leptopilina boulardi, 2254 nucleotides. Its product is annotated as WD repeat-containing protein 43. The transcript is spliced from 6 exons. Gene Ontology annotation, molecular function: protein binding. Gene Ontology annotation, biological process: maturation of SSU-rRNA from tricistronic rRNA transcript (SSU-rRNA, 5.8S rRNA, LSU-rRNA). Lineage: Eukaryota; Metazoa; Arthropoda; Insecta; Hymenoptera; Figitidae. The coding region runs from base 35 to 1879 and encodes 614 amino acids. The record is from RefSeq and is a predicted model, not a curated record. Gene Ontology annotation, cellular component: nucleolus.
ACCCUGGGAAUGAAGACAAUCAACGUUUGCAAAGAUGGCGAAUCCGGGUUGUUCCGCGUUUUCUAAUGACGGUCAAUAUUUAGCAAAUUGCGGUAUUGAUGGUAAAUUAAAAAUUUGGGAGACUGCAACAAAUCGUCUUAAAAUAGAUUAUGUCCCUAAUUAUCAUUUAAAAUCACCAUGCAGUGUAAUAAAAUGGAUAACUGUGAGCCUACAAUCGUCCAAUACAACGCAGUCACCAUGGAGAAAGCGAAAGAGGAAAUCAAUGGAAGACGAGAUAAAUCAAAAGGAAGUUAUUGCAAUGGGAUCGACAAGUGGCCAUAUAACAAUAUUUGACAUAGCAUCAUCAACAGUCAGUAAUCAAUUACAAAAUGGACAUACAACGUCAAUUUCAGCAAUUGCUUGGGAAGCGUCAACGGGUCUUUUUACAGCAGCUGAGGAUCAUCAAAUUAUUCAUUGGAAUAUUCAAGAAAAUGGUAUCAAAUGUAAAUGGAAAUCAGGUAAAGGAAAAGUAACAGCAAUUGCAGUUGUUCCCGAUGGAAAUUCUCUUCUCACCGCAGAGAGAUUAAUCACAUGGUGGGAUCUUAAAACAAAAAAUAUAAUAGGAACAUUCACUGGUCAUGUUAAUCAAAUUAAUUCCUUGAAUAUCGUCAAAAUAGACGACGAUACUAAUUAUCUUAUUAGUGGUGCUACUGGAGACUCCUAUCUCAGUGUUUGGUCUCUCAAUGAAGCGAAAAAGGGAAAAACAUCGGCAGCAACAUUUACGAUGCAGGACGAAGCAAUGUCAAUUUCAGUGAGAGUAAUGGAUGAUUCUCAAGUGAUGGUCCUCGCGGUAACAAGAAGCGGUCAAGCUCAUCUUUAUAAAUAUCAACCAAAUGGAACAACACCGAAACCCAUUAAACCCUCGUUAAAUAUUUUCGUUACAUCUGACUCGAGUCAAAAAGAACAAAAUAUGCAACAAAUUCCCAUUUUAAAAGGACAAUUAACAGAAGAUACAAAAUGUCUUUUGGCGUAUGGUUCAUUUUUAAAUAUCAAUUUUGAAAAAGUAGUGCCCGAUUUUUCAGAAAAAGUCAUGUAUUUAGAGAGGAUUGACUACAAAAAACAAAGAGAAAAGAAAGAUGAGGCCGUUUCAAAAGUUAAAGCUACGGAUACUGAAGGCGAAGUGCAAUAUCUUGUGCCAGGAGCAACAGGUAGUGCGCAAAAAAGAUCGGGACGUUCUGGAGCGGGCUCACAGAUACCAUUGAAAAAUCGAUUGGAAAAUCUCAGUUUGAAUACUGAGGCGAGUACGCCCGGAAAAACACCAACUAAAGGUGACAAUAUGGUUCAGCUACUUAUGCAAGGUUUACAAAGUAAAGAGAGAGAUAUUUUAAAUAAUGUUCUCUUCACUAAGAAAGAAAGUGUAAUUAAAAAUACUGUUGCCAAAUUGCCAGUUCAGGCAAUUAUUCCCUUACUCAAGGAAUUAACAGUCAUGUUACAAGGAAAAACAUACUCGAGUAAAAUUGCGGUUACGUGGUUGAAAGCUUUAAUAGCAACUCACGCCGCACAACUUUUAUCGCAUCCAGAUGUUGGAGAAGAAUUAAGUCCUAUUUUAGGUAUUGUAGAUGCUAAAUUAACACUUUUAACCGAAUUGUCGAGGUUAAGAGGACGUGUUUCUCUAAUAACGGGACAAAUUGCGAACAUCAAUGAAAAAGAAGAGAGGGACCCUACAGAAGAAAGUCUUCUCGUCUAUCAAGAUCGAGAUUCGUCAGACGAAAGUACAGACAUGAACGAAGUUGAAUUAGAGAGUGUUUCAGAUGAAAAUUGGGAGGAAAUAUCGGAUCAAGAACAACAAGACGAAAUUGAAAAUUGUAAAUCAGAUGACGACGCUUCAAUUUGUAGUUAAAAUAUAUAUAUAAAAAAAAAGAAAAAUAUCAAUUUAAAAAGUAAGAUUUUUUCAGCUACUUGUAAAUAAUAAUACAAGUCAAGAAAAGCUUGAAUUUCAUAAAACACUCGAUUUUAUUAAAACUCAAACAAUACGUGUCUUCCAGUAAUUUUUCUGGUAACUUAAAACUGAAAAUAAUCUUAAUAAUUCAAAAAUCUUUUUUGAAUAACUAUAUUAUUUUUUUUAAUUCCAUCUGUGAAAUAUAAAAUAAAAAUUCGUGCCUACAUUGAUCUUUCUGUAAAAAAAAAUACCUCUCUGUACAUUGAAUGGUCUCAAAGUCGAUUUUUAAGAUUGUAAACUUUUCUUACUUGAAUACAUUACGUUUAAAACAGAAAA